CUAUGGCUAUCAGGUGUGGCGCAUUAUCCCUAAAACACCUGCUGAACUUGAAUACUUGAAUCGGUUGCAGUCGCGGCUGGACUUCUGGAGUGAUCUCCGUGGCAUUAACAAACACGUGGAUAUUAUGCUGCCGCCUGAUUGGUUAGACAGUCCACUACGCAGGAUGAAGCAUGAGGUCAUGAUUGAUGACGUGCAAAGGCUGAUAGACACGCAAGCAAAAGGCGCAGAAGCCAAGAGAAAUUCUGUACAAUCUGAGAACUAUAACCUAACAAUAUACCACCGUCACAAAGAGAUUGAAGACUGGAUACGUUCUAUGGCUGCCGAAUACCCUGACAUCGCUUCCAUCCACAACAUAGGCACGUCCCUGUUCGGGCGACCAAUGAAUGUUAUUAAGAUUUCAAAACCAAAUGGACGACGGAAGCCUAUCGUAUGGAUGGAUUCUGGAAUACAUGCUAGGGAAUGGAUAUCUCCGGCCACAAACCAAUACUUCAUUCAUCAGCUGUUGACCAAGUAUGCAGAGGACUCGCAAGUUCAGAACUUUGUGGAUCAGAUUGAGUGGCAUAUCUUGCCUGUCGUCAACCCAGAUGGAUAUGAAUACUCUCACACACACAAUCGGAUGUGGCGGAAAUCGCGUUCUGGGCCUAUUGAUGGCUGCUACGGUGUGGAUCCCAAUCGGAAUUACGAUUUCAAGUGGAUGGAGAUCGGUGCCAGCAGUUCGUCCUGCAUGGAGAAUUUUGCUGGCCCAACACCAGAAUCCGAGAUCGAGACGAGGAAUUUACGUGAUUACGUACUGCCUCUAGCCAAAGAUAUGAAAGCGUUCAUCACUAUACACUCGUACUCGCAGCUAUUUCUUACUCCAUGGGGCCACACCACAGAAUUACCGUCGGACAACGAUGAUGUGCAUGGCUUAGGUGUGAAGGCAACAAAUGCAUUGACGGCAGUACAUGGUACAGAGUACGAAGUCGGAUCAGACGCUAAUAUCUUGUAUAUGACUUCCGGGACAUCACGCGACUGGGCUAAGGGCGUUGCGAAGGUGAAGUACACUUACACGGUGGAGUUACGUGAUACCGGUGAAUACGGUUUUUUGCUCCCAGAGGAGCAGAUUGAACCGACGUCUGAAGAAACAUGGGAAGCUAUUAAAGUUAUCGCAAGUCAGAUCAUUUCAGAGUUCGCAUAGAAUAGUAAUUGGGGUUUGCUGAGAUUGCUUGCAUAUAUCCAAUCCCAUUGACGACCCUGGUCCAUUUGGAGCAUAGAAAAUAAUACUUAAUGAUAUUGACGUACAGAUAAUGUGUUGAUUUUGGUGCGAUGGCGGGAUACAUAUCAUAGGGAGAGCUAAAGAAAUAAUAAAUAGCACGGCGUCAAUAAACUGGUGAUCGCCGCUGUAUUACUAGGAAUUAUUUCACUGAAUUUGAUAUAUUGUCAACUUUGCAACUUUGUCAGCUCUUCGUCGAAAUAACUAAUGUCGUAUUAGUUUAUUCCAUUGUUAGCGAUAAGAAUAUUUCACGCGUUUUUGUAUGAAAUUUCAUUGUUGCCGCAAUGGUUUCACAGAUAUCUAGGGUAGUUGACCCGUAAUUGGGAAUUAUUAAAUCAAUGUUCAUAUCGCAGGAGUUAUUCAAUAAUAAUAUUCUUGGUUUUUGGUGACAAAAUAAAAAUUCCUUUUG
Messenger RNA from Priapulus caudatus, 1661 nucleotides. RefSeq names its product carboxypeptidase B-like. Gene Ontology annotation, biological process: proteolysis. The transcript has 11 exons. Gene Ontology annotation, molecular function: zinc ion binding; metallocarboxypeptidase activity. The coding region runs from base 125 to 1177 and encodes 350 amino acids. NCBI's taxonomy places the organism in Eukaryota, Metazoa, Priapulida, Priapulimorpha, Priapulimorphida, Priapulidae. The record is from RefSeq and is a predicted model, not a curated record.